AUGUCUGCAGAGGACCAGAACUCAGACAACAGCAUAGAGAAGACAGCACUGAGGCUCUUCAACAAGUAUAAGGUGGAGAUUUCACAGGCAAUAGUAGAAUCAUAUCCUUUCCUUGAACAUCUCCGGGACCAUGGAUUCAUCACCGAUGAAAUAUAUGCUGUUUCUAAAGAAUCUUUUAAAAAAGGUCAUAAUGUAGAAGAAGCCGCAUAUACUGCUCUCGCUGAAGCACAAAAGAAGUUUGAACCAUCCCUUCUAAAAAUAUUAUUCAACGAGUUCACCUUGAAGAAAUACCCUGGUUUAAAUCACACUUAUGAAAUCUUCAAAAAUGCAAUACCAGACAAAAAUUUUUUCCUGAGAAGUGAUACAGAAGAAAAUGAGGAGAUGCAUGAUAUCCAGUCAAGACUUGAACAAGACUUGCUUGCCAACCCCCUUGCUACUGCUUCCUGCUGGGCUCCUAACCUGGAACACACUAGCAGGAGAUUGGAGAGUGUGAACAAGGAAGAAGCCCGGUAUUACCCUGUCACUGUCUUGGGCGGCAAUUCUGGCAAUAGCUGCAUCUCCCAUUACUCUGCCUCCCACAAAGUAGGCUUCUAUCCCCAUGGUGUGGUGGAAAUCCACACUGCACCCCACCACCAGAAGUCCUGGAGCCUCCCCUUUCCUCUCCGUUGCUGUAUUUCCACAUCUCCAGAGGUGACAGGAGGGGUGCUCUGUGACUGCAAUUGCAAUCCGGUCUCUAUGCUGGCAGAGCAGCUGUGUGCAGGGUCCUUGCCCAGCCACAUUGCAGUUCCUUUUAAGAAGCCUCUAUGUGCGACCCUUAGGAAUGCCUCCGCAGAACGCAGGAACAGAGAAGAACCUCAUGAAGCUCCCAGCUCAGCACUGACGAGGGAACCCGGGGCAGGACAGCACCCAAGUGAGCCUGUGGAUUUUGCAGCUGAAAUACUUCCUGUGGCGUGUAAAACAGAGAAGGGGCUGUUAAUUAAGAGAAAAUUGGAACGAGGAACCACAAGGAAGUGCAUAAGAAGCGAAGAUGGAAAUUGGUACAACCCCAGGGAAUUUGAAGUCAGAGGAGGCUAUGGAAAAUCAAGUAACUGGAAGACCAGCCUGACCUGCCGUGGAAAAACCCUAAAAGAGCUGAUGGAGCUUGGAAAGCUACACACACCUCCAAAAACAAUUGACAGGAAAAAAAAGGUGGGAAACUCAGACAAAUGUGAGAUCUGCCAGGAUGGAGGGAAGCUCUUUGGCUGCGCUACUUGUUACAGAUUCUUUCAUGGGGACUGUCACCUCCCACCUGUGGACACUAGGAGGAGCAGUUGGAUAUGUACCUUCUGCACAAUACAAAAUUCUUCAAGAAGUCAGCAGCGUUACAGGGAAUCUGAGAUCCUGGUGAAGCAGAUGGGGCCUGAGGAGAAGUUGAAAUGUGAGUUCCUUCUCUUAAAGGUCUAUUACCAUUUAGAGAGCAACAUUUUUCUAAAUAUUCCACAUGAAAUUUAUGUAAGAAACGCUUCUGAAUACCUAAGGAAACUUAGGAUGUUGGACAGAAUCAAGAGGAAACUAAUUAAGGGAAAUUAUCCCCAAGUCGAAGAUUUGGUGCGGGCCAUGGACAAUUUCUUUUGGGACCCCAGGUGCAAAUAUUUACACUCAAUAAAGGAGGAAUUUAAGAAUAAUUUCAAAGAAGUCUUUGCUAUUCAGGAGACAAAUUAGAACAGCUCUCUGGUGUAAUGGAUGCUGUUGGUACCCUGAAAUGUCCCACUUCAGACAGAUUUCUCCCCCUGCUGCUGUGAGGGUUGUCUGCCAAUGCCACCUCUCCCAAAUCUAUUGCUUUUGGCCAAAUGGAGCCAGAUGCACCUGAACAUUACAUCUCUUUAGCCUGUUGAUUUGUUCCCAGCCCCAAGGUUGAAUCAACCAUAUGCAGUGAUUCACGCUCCCGUGCUCUUCAGGAAAUUGGGCUAGAGCUAUUGUCCAGCUAUGAGCGCAUCCUUGCUUAGAUUUCCCCUCCAUGGUAUCCUGCUUCCCUUACCCUCCUCCUCCUCAGAGAAUUCUCACAAUA
Messenger RNA from Pteronotus mesoamericanus, 2047 nucleotides. Its product is annotated as nuclear body protein SP140-like protein. Gene Ontology annotation, cellular component: nucleus. The transcript has 14 exons. Gene Ontology annotation, molecular function: DNA binding; protein binding; DNA-binding transcription factor activity, RNA polymerase II-specific. The record is from RefSeq and is a predicted model, not a curated record. The coding region runs from base 1 to 1701 and encodes 566 amino acids. Gene Ontology annotation, biological process: regulation of transcription by RNA polymerase II. Lineage: Eukaryota; Metazoa; Chordata; Mammalia; Chiroptera; Mormoopidae.